CUGGCUUCCUCAUGCCCCUGCAGGACGGUGUCCUAGAGGCCAUACUGCAGGACUGGGACCACAAGGCCGGAAGCCAUUGCUGGAGGGCUGGUCUCAGGUCGCCCUCCUAAGGUGGCCCGCAGCCUGUUUUCACACUUAACAAAGUCCAGCUAGGCCCUGCCUGGACUGACUGAGCUCAGAUGUAUUGGGGAGCAGUCUGGCUUUUGGGGUUCUGAUUUCCAGUCUUGGGGGGCCUGGAUUGUUCCCUCUGAGGGCUUGUGGACCUUCUGGAGUCAUAGAGAAGACAACACUGUGUGGUGCCAUGAAUCUCAGCAUCCAGUGUGAGCAGCUGAGUGAUGCCAGGUGGACCGAGCUCCUCCCCCUGAUCCAGCAGUACCAGGUGGUCAGGCUGGACGACUGUGGCCUUACUAUGGUGCGGUGCAAGGACAUCAGCUCUGCACUGAAGACCAAUUCCGCCUUGACAGAGCUUAGCCUGCGUACCAAUGAGCUGGGUGAUGCUGGUGUGCACCUCGUGCUGCAGGGCCUGCAGAGCUCCACCUGUAAGAUCCAGAAGCUGAGUCUCCAGAACUGCUGUCUGACGGAGGCUGGCUGUGAGGUCCUGCCUGGCAUGCUGAGCUCCCUGCUCACCCUGCGUGAGCUGGACCUUAAUUUCAACUCCCUGAAGGAUGCAGGGCUGCGGCUGCUCUGUGAAGGGCUCCUGGAUCCCCAGUGCCACCUUGAGAAGCUGCAGCUAGAGUACUGCAACCUCACAGCCGCCAGCUGUGAGCCCCUGGCCUCAGUGCUCAGGGCCAAAUCAGACUUCAAGGAGCUGGCGGUGAGCAACAAUGACCUGAAUGAGGAUGGUGUCCAUGUGCUAUGUCAGGGCCUAAAGGACUCUGCCUGCCAGCUGGAGAUUCUUAGGCUAGAGAACUGCGGCGCCACAUCGGCCAACUGCAAGGAUUUGUGUGACUUUGUGACUUCCAAGCCCUCGCUGCAGGAGUUGGAUCUGGGAGGCAACAAGCUGGGUAAUGCGGGUAUCACAGUGCUGUGUCCAGGGCUGCUGCACCCCAGCUGUGGGCUCAGGACCCUGUGGCUUUGGGAGUGUGACAUCACCACGGAGGGCUGCAGGGAGCUGUGCCGUGUCCUCAGGGCCAAGCAGAGUCUGAAGGCCCUCAGCCUGGCUGGCAACGAGCUGGAGGAUGAGGGUGCCCAGCUGCUGUGUGAGAGCCUGCUGGAACCUGGCUGCCAGCUGGAGUCACUGUGGGUGAAGACCUGCAGCUUCACGGCCGCCUGCUGCUCCCACUUCCGCUCAGUGUUGACCCAGAGCCAGUCUCUCCUGGAGUUGCAGAUGAGCAACAAUAAUCUGGGUGAUGCGGGUGUGCAGGAGCUCUGCCAGGGCCUGGGCCACCCGGGCUGUGUGCUGCGUGUGCUCUGCCUGGGGGACUGUGAACUGAGAAACAGUGGCUGUAGCAGCGUUGCUGCAGCCCUGCUGGCCAGCCGCAGCCUGCGGGAACUGGACCUCAGCAACAACCCUCUGGGAGACCCCGGAAUCCAGCAGCUGAUAGAAAGCCUCAGGCAGCCCGAUUGCCUCCUUGAGCAGCUGGUCCUGUAUGACAUUUACUGGACCCAGAAGAUGGAUGACCAGCUGCAGGCCCUGGAGGACGACAAGCCAUCCCUGAGAAUCAUCUCCUGAUUGGCCCCUGCACCCAUGCUCCUUCCUGUUCAUAGCCCUCAUCCACACUGGGGCAACCCGCCCCCUUGGGCUCUGGCUCCAGUGUCCUGGCUUUUGCCUGGAGAUAAAUGCUGUAAUCAACUUACUCCUGCAAGACAGUUUUAGAUACUUUAUAAUCAUUAAAGCACAUCGUUGGCAGCAGGA
Messenger RNA from Castor canadensis (American beaver), 1855 nucleotides. RefSeq names its product ribonuclease/angiogenin inhibitor 1 (gene Rnh1). Gene Ontology annotation, cellular component: cytoplasm. Lineage: Eukaryota; Metazoa; Chordata; Mammalia; Rodentia; Castoridae. The record is from RefSeq and is a predicted model, not a curated record. Gene Ontology annotation, molecular function: protein binding.